CCUCCUCGGUGGCAGGUGGGCGGUCGGCCAAGAUGGCGGAGCUGAGCGGUGGCGGGCCCGGCUCGGCCGGUGGCGGCGGAGGCGGCGGCGACAGCGGAGAAGGCGGGGGCAGCGGCCCCGAGUCGGGCCCGGGGGGGCUCCUCAUCCGCGUGACGGUGAAGACCCCGAAAGACAAGGAGGAGAUCCUCACCGGCGAGCGCGUCUCCGUCAAGGAGGUCAGCCGGGGGCGGGGAAGCUCUCGCCGGGACCCCUCAGCCUCUGCGGGCGGAGGUCAGGGAAUCUGCGGGAGGCGGCGGGGAGUGUCGUUGUCUGCCCCGCCUCCUUCCCCUUUUCGUUACUGUCCGGCGGCGGCGAGGAACAAAGGGGCGAGGCGGGCUCUGAGGCGCUGGAAGGAUUGGGGGGAGGGCACCCCCCACCUCUCAGCCCGCGCGGCACGGAGUCACGUGGUGGAGCGCCCACCCACCCCUCCCGGAGCUGAAGUGAGGGGUGGGCUGUUUUGGGGGAGGGUCCGCGGUCGCCCCCGCAACAGAAAAGGCGCCGAUGGGUGGGAUUUGGGGAAGGAGCCGCUUGGGGCUGCCUGCAUACAAGGAUGCUUCGCGCGCGGAACAGCAUCCUCAGCUGCACCAUCUACAGGGCAGGAGGGUCGCAGGGAAGCUUAGCGCGAGGAGUGGGUUCGGGACGCCCCCUGGCCUCGCCGGGCAAAGGAAGCCAGAGACUCCCGUUUCCUCCCCGCUUCCUCCGCCAAGACAUGCCGGGCUCAGGACAAGGCGGUGGAAUGGGUUCCUGAAGAGAAGCAGGUGGAAGAGGAGCAGAGAUAAAACAUAAGCACCCAGGUUUUGGGUGGUGGUGAAUGGGGUCGAUCAGAGUGAAAGGAAAUGAGGGUGGGUUGGGCAAGGCAAAGUGUUUGGGCAAGGAAGCAAGCGGACUUUUCUUUCCUGCAACAUAGAGGGAGAAAUAGUGAUGAAGCAGAUCAGGCUUGAGGAGUUGUCUGAGAGGGGAGAGAAUGGGGAAAGGAAGAAUGGGUAAAGCCUGGAGAAGAGAAUGUGAACAAUCUGGAGUGGUUGAGGUGGGAUAAUGAGGGGAGAAAGAGAAGAAAUGAAGAUGAGAGUGCCACCUUGUGGGGAAGAUAGACAACAGCUGAGUGGAUCCAGGAGUUUGUUGCAGAUCUCUCUGGGGUGUAUGAUGCAUUGAAAGAGGGGGAAAUUUUGAAUGAGUUGAAGCCUUCUCUGGGGCUUGGAGGGGCGGUGGCAGAGAGUAAUAAAAACAUUCUGGUGCCCUCCGAAUGUUUUGUACUGCAGACAUCUGCAGGAUACCUGGUUGGACAAUGCUGAUUUAUGUAAUAACUUCGCUGAAUGUUUGAAGCUUUUCACAUAAUCCUGAUGGGAAGGGCAGUAUUAGUUUCCCCAUAUUGCAGGGUGGGAGGGGGGCUAAGAGACCGAGUAACUAGAGGAGCUUUAUGUGUUCAUAGCGGGGGUGAGACUUGACCUGUGGAGCUCCUGCAUCACAGGAAUCUGCCUGGAUGUAGGUGGAGGUCAGGUUAGGAUGAAAAGGGAAAGGGCGGAGAAAGCAGACAGAGUGCUGUGUGGAUGAAGAAACAGUGUUUGGUAAGGUGAAGCCAGGAGGCAGGAAGACUAAAUAGACCAGCAGGGGAUAAGGGUUGCUACCGCUUUGCCUUCUUGACCACAGCAAGAAUGUCUGUGGAAAGCCUAACCUUCUAAAAUGUCUUUUUUCCAGUUUAAAGAAGAGAUUUCCCGCCGGUUUAAAGCCAAACAGGAUCAGCUGGUUCUGAUCUUUGCCGGGAAGAUUCUGAAAGACGGGGAUACCUUGAAUCAGCACGGGAUCAAAGAUGGACUGACGGUGCAUCUGGUGAUCAAAACUCCACAGAAGUAAGAGCUUCCCUCUGAAAAGCAGGCCCAUUCAGUCAGCUUUAGUUUAUAUUGCAGAUAUGCCACUUAGUAAGUGACAGCUUCCCCACACCCCUCAAAAGACUGGUUCAAAUCCUUCUGAAUAAAUAGCUCCUCUUUGCCUCUUUGUUUAUAUACAAACUGAAAUAUGCAAAACACAGAUAAAACACCAUAUUGAAUUCAUAGUAAAAGAGAACAACGUAGUGUGGCUUUAGUAGAUGACAAGCAGAUUUAAAUAACAAACAUAAAUAUCCAGGGGAAAACAUGGAAUGCUAUGGUGGUGUCAGCCAGAAGUACUUUCAAAAGUAAAUUACAUGUUCUCCUAUUUCAGGACCUAUGUAUCCUGCUGUCUCCCUUGUGAAGCUGCCCACUGAAUAAGAUCUUCAUUCCUCUGGAUGCCCCUGCAUUUGGUGGUUAGCUGGGUGGCUACUGGAGUGUGUGUGUAGUAGUAGUAGUUCAUAGUAGUUAAGAGCCCUUUUAUUGGCCUUUGUUGUUUUAUCUGUGGGUUCUUCUGUUUUUACCUUACUGAUGGCUUUUUUUAAGGAUGAGAAAGAAGAGUAGCCACCCCCACCUGCCAUAGACCUAACUGUGUGUGGCUUGGGCUUCCCCAUUGCAAAAUUCAGGGUUCUAAGAGUUGCUGAGCACACUCACUAAAUUACUCUAAUGUACUUUGUAGGGAGAUAGUAGCUUCCUUUUAAAUUCAAGGAGAGCUAUAUGUUCACAUAACAGUUGUGUCGUCACCUGUCACUUUCCUUUAUUUGCAGGACUCAAGACCCUUCAGUGGCGCCUGCUGCUUCCCCUCCUCCUGCUGCUGCUACUGCUACUUCUGUUGCUGCUGCUACUCCCUCGGCAGCCCCUGCUUCCCCUGCAGCCCCACCUCAGCCUUCAACAUCCAGCAACACGCUCUCUGAUGUAGGGAGCAGCAGCCGGAGGAGCAGCGGAUUGGGAGCCACGCCAGGCCCGGCAGCAGAUGGGACCCCUGGCGGAGCCACCUCCAUCUUGUGUGAGCGUUGCUGAGUUUCUUCUGCUCGGGUUAGCCUUUGGCUUUCCUGUCUUCUUGGGCACCAGUGGGACAUUUUGGGUCUUUGCUCCCACUCCAGCAGGCGUGAGAGCAGAGUUCCAGGGUCUGAGGAUCUCAAGGCAGGCAGUUCUGCUUUAUUGAUUUGUUAACAAAACAAACAAAAGUGCAAACAUGACAGAAAGAAAACUGAAGAAUAAAAAAAUGGGGUGGCUUGUGUGCUCCAGAUGGAUUAGUGGGUUUAUAAGUGGACUCCUGAGUUUUAAAAGCUUAAGAGAAAUACUGAAGGGAAAACCUUCUUAAUCACAUGAUGCGUGUGAAAAUUGGCCACUUGCAGGAGCCCCAGCUUUGUCUAUUCACACUUGUAUCCAGGGGUCAGCAAACUUUUUCAGUAGGGGGCUGGUUCACUGUCCCUCAGUCUUUGUAGGGGGCUGGACUAUAUUUUCCAGGGGGAAAUGAACGAAUUCCUAUGCCCCACAAAUAACCCAGAGAUGCAUUUUAAAUAAAAGGACACAUUCUACUCAUGUAAAAACACGCUGAUUCCCAGACCGUCCACGGCCCAGAUUUAGAAGGCGAUUGGGCCGGAUCCAGCCCCCGGGCCUUAGUUUGCCUACCCAUGCUCUUAUCCUUAUGGGUCUUUUGAGCCUGCCUCUAAGGGUUGUUGAGCUGCUGGGUCUGAUGCACAGCAAGAUCCCAGAGAGCAAGAGCUGUGGUUGUUAUAUCUCAUCCUGCCUUUUCAGUAAGCUCUGUGCAUGAGUGUAGCCAGGAUUUUUGUUGGCUUUUAUUGGGGGGGGAGGGAGAACCUCUGAUUUUGAUUGAUUUGGGGGGGCAGCUGCCCCUCCUGCCCCCCUUGGCUACACCAAUGGCUCUGUGUUGGUAGUAGAAGGAGCAAGAGGGAGAUGGGCCUUAGGUUUUAGCCAUUCAGCCCCAGGCAGACCUUUCUCAUUCAUGCUUCCUUUCUUUCUGACUUCUCUCAGCUGGCUUUGGCGGCAUUGCUGGACUCGGUCACCUGGGGAUGGGCUCUGCAAACUUCAUGGAGCUUCAGCAGCAGAUGCAGCGGCAGCUGAUGUCCAACCCAGAGAUGCUCUCCCAGAUCAUGGAGAACCCCCUGGUCCAGAACAUGAUGUCCAACCCAGACUUCAUGCGGCAGAUGAUCAUGGCCAACCCCCAGAUGCAACAGCUGAUGGAGCGCAACCCAGAGAUUAGCCACAUGCUGAACAACCCUGAGCUUAUGCGCCAGGUGGGCUGUUGUUUCCCUGCUUGUGGCUUGAGGCAGUCUUUGAACUUUGUUUUAGGCAUCGCACCAAACCAUGGUUUGCACUAACCAUAGUUCAGAGCCCAAACCAUUAUUGUCUCCUUUUGUCAUAUUUCUGCUCAUGGUUUUCUGUUUGCCCUUCUCUUCUCAGACCAUGGAGUUGGCACGUAACCCUGCCAUGAUGCAAGAGAUGAUGCGCAACCAGGACCGAGCCCUGAGCAAUUUGGAGAGCAUCCCUGGAGGGUACAAUGCCCUGCGGCGGAUGUACACAGAUAUUCAGGAGCCCAUGUUCAGUGCUGCCAGGGAACAGGUAGGCUAGGUCUGACUGUCCUAUCUAAGCAGAACAAAACACUCAUUUAAUUAAGAUUUCACAAGAUUCACCAAGUUUAUUGCAAAUUCCUCAGACAAGUUGAUAAAUGUCUGUGACUGGUUACCUCCCUAGCCUUCAUGAGCACAGCAGUACUUUGAUGUUCUGCGGUUUUGAUAUGAAUCCUGCCAAAUUCUUUAAGAGUUUUAUUAGGUAAUUCACUCUGGGAUUUUUGUACAAAGAUCAGUGUAGGAGGUGAAUAGCAAAAACUGUUUGUGCUUUUCAAAGAUUAGUAUGCAAAUCAAGUCCUCAAAAUUAAGUUAGUCACAUCCAUAAACUUCAAUGAGUCUGCUUUGAGUAGGACUAGGAUAAGAUACAGCCCUGUGGUUACAAGUGUGCAAGCAUCCAAGUUUUAGUGAUGGUUGUUUUCAUUUUCUCUCUUUGUUUCUGUGGUGACAGGGCAAAAGCUAUAGUUUGUCACUUCCAAAGAUCACAUCAAGCUGUUGCUGGUCUGCAAACCAGAGUUUGUUUAAACCAUGUUGUUUGACGGGUUUAACCAUGGUCUGUCAGUUCAGAUGUCACACCAAAUCAUAGGUAUGCUCCUUAAGUGGGGUUUGUGUGCUGUCUGAAUAGAGUCAGAGACUCAGGGCUGCUUACAGUAAAUAACGUAGCAGAUGGUAAACACCUAUUUGGUGAAACCUGCAGUUUAAAUCAAAGCUCUGUUUUGUAAUCCCAGCACACCUUCAUUUCAUUUUCUUGCUAAUCCCAAGAAGCAGAAUUCGUCUGAGAGUUUGCAGAGUCACUCAUUGAGCUAAAUCUUCUCUGUCUAGUUUGGCAAUAAUCCCUUCUCUGCCUUGGCCGGGAGUUCCGACACCUCAAACUCACAGCCCCUGCGGACGGAAAACCGAGAACCGCUGCCCAACCCUUGGAGCCCCACGCCUGCCUCUCAAGGCCAGGCGCCAAGCGGCGAAGGGAGCACCGGCUCGGUGACAAGCCAAAGCACACCCACCGUCUCCAACCCUUUGGGGAUCAACGCAACCAACCUAGGAUCUGGUACGUACAUAGCUAGCGUGGAGUCCGAGGGGCAGUAGGUGAUCCUGGCAGCUGCGCGUUUGCACUCAGAGCUGGCCUUUCUAGAUUACAGAACUGCUCUUCAUUUCGAAGUGUGGUAGUUCUGUGGUUGCUUAACCUGAAGAUUUUUGACUGUUCCGGAGAGAUGAGAAUCGGUUGACAUUUCCACUCUGCCACGGGGACAGUUUAAGAACCGGGAUUAUUGCUCAAUUGAAUGGAAAAACCCUCUUACUUUAGUGUGAGGCUCUCAUGGGUGACAAGGAAAAAACAUUGUCACCCCCAACCUCAAAAUCUGGUUGCUGAGCCAGUGAGAGCCAAUUUGGCAUAGUGGUUGGAGUGUUGGACUAGGACCUGAGAGAUCAGGGUUCAAAUCCCCACUUGGCUAUGGGGAGUCAGUGCUGCUCAACCUAACCUACCUCACAAGGCUGUUGUGGGGAUGAAAUGAGGAGGAGAACCAUGUACGCCACAUUGAGCGCCUUGGAGACAAAGGUGGGAUAAAGAAACAGUAAGUAAAUAAGUCUUGUUACUGUUUUCUACCAGCUAAUGCAAUGGCAUACUGGUAUUAAGUAAUUGACAUAGGUUAAGUCAAUUCUGUUUAACUCUUUAACAUACUUAACCUGUUAUUGAUGUAUUCUGAGCUUGUGGUGGUCCUUUUUUCUGGAAGGAUCCAAUAGGUGGCUCAACAGGGAGGGGAAAAUCAGGUUUUGUUAAUCACGUUCUGUGUAUUUCAUGCAUGUGCAUUAAGUGAAAAAAUGUACAUUGAUUUGGCCCAUCAUUCCCACAAAACAACUGUUUAUCUCUGUCAUGACACUUUUUGAAUUAGGAAAGGCUUCGUGGGGGUUUUAGUGGUUUGUAUCUGUUGGGGAAAGAGCAGGGAUCUCAUUACGUAUAUUGUUCAUUGCUACAGUAAAAAAAAGAUACCUUUUUGAAAUUAAACUUUUUAAAAAGACAUCCAUGUGACUGCAGUAAAAAACCAAAAGCCAACAGAAUUCUGCCAAAGGGUUAAAAUCAGAAAGGGGGUUGGCUAGGCUUCCAGUGACCUUUUAAUUCAAUGAACUUAACCCAAUUUUGGGACUUUGUUUUGAGAUCCCUGGUUUUGUUUCUGGAGUGUGAUCAGGAAGCAGCUUCAGGCAUCUUGCCCCAUCUAGGUUGGCAGAGCUACAUGUUUGUUGGCUGUUAAAUUUUCAACUCUCUCCCCUUUGUUACAGGAAUGUUCAGCAGCCCUGAGAUGCAAGGUCUUCUGCAGCAGAUCUCAGAGAAUCCCCAGCUCAUGCAGAACGUGAUCUCUGCCCCUUACAUGCGUACAAUGUUGCAGACGCUAGGCCAGUACCCUGACAUUGCAGCACAAGUGAGUACAGCCCAAUCUGCAUUCAUGGGGCCCAGUACGUGAAGGAGGGGGGGUCUGUUAGCCAGGAAGCCUCCUUUUGGUGUGAUGUUUAGCAGUGCAGCGCUCUUACCUUAGCAAAAGCGAUUUCAUAUCUGUAACUGACAAAUCUGCAGCAGAAUCUCAUGACUCCUGCACUUUCACGUUUGCUUUUUACAAGUCAAGUUGCAGUGUGUGCUGUUUGCAGAAUGGGUCCCUUGAUGUGAAUUGAUUACUAGAUGUGGAAUUAAAAACUACCAGAAGAAGAGCCCUGCUGCUGGAUCAGUCCAGUGGCCCGCAUCCUGGCCCUCAAAGUGGCCAACUAGAUGCCUGUGGGAAAGCAGCAGGCAGGACCUGAGCACAGGAGCCCUCUCCCCUCCUUCGGUUUCCAGCAACUGGUAUCCAGAAGCAUUGCUGCCUCCACCUGUGGAUCAGUAGCCUCCUAUGAAUUUGUCUGAUCCUCCUUUCAAGCCAUGUAAAUUGGUGGCAAUCGCUGCCUCUUGGGGGAACGAGUUCCAUAGAUUAACUACGUGCUGCAUGAAGAAAGACUUUCUGUCAUCUGUCCUGAAUCUUCCAAAAAGGGAGCAGGAAUAGACUGAAAAGGUCCUAUAUCUGUGUGCUUUUGGUGGCAUCAAAUAUGCGGCUGUUGCCUAGCUGCAUGGGACAUGCGCUAGGAAUAGCAACUUCCGCCUUCCUGAGCUGCCUUUGCUCUUCCGUUUCUUUGCAGAUGAUGGUGAAUGUUCCCCUCUUCGCCGGCAACCCCCCGCUUCAGGAGCACCUGCGACUCCAGCUACCUGCCUUUCUACAGCAGGUGCGGCAUAAACAGUGUUGUCCUUGAUUUCGGUAUUAAUAGUUUACUCAGGGCUGGACUUCAAAGAAGCUUUGUGUAGAGGCUGAGAAACAAAAAUCCAUAAUGGACUGACCAGGCCCUUUUAGUGAUCAUGUCACAAUAAUAAUUUUCAGGUCUGCAGUCUCCCUGCUGUGGGGAUUUGGGGAGUCCUUGUUCAAAGUAUUUAUUUGCGGCAGCCCUAUGAAGCUGCAGAGAUAUUUGGCCUGCUCUAUCAGUAUUGUCUAAUCUGCCUGGGACUGGCUCACCAUUGUUUUGGGCUGAGAAAGGUCUUUCUCAUUACCUGCUGAUGGAUCAUAAUAUUUUUUUUUUCUUCUAGGCACCCCUUUGGCCAGUUGGAUGUUGGGGUUUGGAUGGAAUGCUAAACUCAGUAUUACGUUCAUCCGCAUUGGGCUGGUGUGGUCCCCACUCCGACUCUUGACACAGCCACGUGUGUUAGAUAUUGGAAGUUUUUGCUUCAGUUUUCAACAUGCCAUACUUAAGGCUAACCACAGUUCAGUUGGGCUCAAGUAUAAAAAGAAACUGUGGUUAGUUGAAAAACAAAGCAAAACUUGUUUGAAGGCAGCCUUUCCAUUCCUGACUUUUUGUCUGGUUCCCUUUCUAUUAUUUAGUUUACAUUCUCUGUUAGAGUUUGUUGUUGCUGCCAUUUUAUCUGUAGAUUUAUUGAUUUGUGGUGGUUGUUUUUUUAAAUUUUUUUGAUCCUAUCUUGAGCCACCUUGGGUGCCUCAUAUUGAUAAUGAUAAUAAUAAUAAUAAUCUGUUGUUAAUUUGAGAUGCCAGAGAUUGAAUCUGGGACCUUUUGUAUUCAAAUCGUGUGCUCUACCACUGUGUUUGGGUCUGCAAUAACUACAGUUGACAGACACAGGGAGUGGCAUGCCUUGGUGGCAGUUGGUGGCAGUUGAACUGAUAUUAAAAUCCAGUGUAUCCAGUGACUGGACAAAAAAUGAAAAAGGAGGUUUCCCAGUGCCAAUGAAAACCCCCCAAAGGUUGAAUAUCACCAGAUGGCAAAAAACGCAAUUGAGUAUUUGAAUAAAAUGCAGGAUGGAAACCAUCGUAUUUUAAUAAAAUAGUCAUAUUUUAGGUAUAGGAUUGUUUAGAAUAGCUAUGAGACGGAAUCGCUAAGCUCUCAUCUGAAAGCUCAGUUAACAUUAAAAAACUGCUUGUUUUGAAUUUUACCAAGAGCUACGUUAUAAGUGAACAAUGGUAAUCUAUAGGACAGCUGAUCUUUUUCAGGCUGAGGGCUGCAUUUGACCCAUGGUGGAGGGGGCAUAAAAACCUUGGCAUAAUCAAAUCACAGCGGUAGCCAUUAGUAAAACUGUUAAAGUAAUAAUAACAAGACAAAUUGUGUGGGGAGGUGUGGAAGGAGGCCAGAUUUGGGCUGUGGGUUAAGCACCCCCGCUAGAGAAACACGGUGAUGGCCGUUCAGUGACAAUCUAGCAGUUUCACGGUACUGGCAGUAGUGCCAAACCCUUCCUGCAGCCAAUACAGUACCGUCAAAUUUUACACGGGUAAACUGCAUCUACUCAAACCCUUGGAACGUCCCCCACACAAGCACCCCUCACCUUCAGGAGUCAGUGAGCUGAGUGGGCCUUGAGCUGUAAGCAAAAGCAUAGAACUUUUGAGCUCUCUGCUUUGCUUACUGAGCAAGGCCUGCUCAGCACGCCGGCUCUGGGAUGCAAGAUAGCACAGGCCUAUCAGAGAUCUCAUGCGACCAUUUCCAGGCUUUCAGAGCUGGUGUGCCAAGAGGACCUUCUUGCCUGGUGUACAAGGCAGAGAGCUUUUUCACACCGGAAAAAACUGGUGUGCAUUUCAUUUGUGCAGUUUCAACCAGCUGGCCUUCAACCAUGCAAGGUUGGAAUUGCACUAGUUAAAUGCGUUGAAGAUGUGAUUGAAUUGUAUCCCAAAUCUUAAGCUUUCUUUAUGACUAAAGGACCAGAGUAGAAGACAUCCAAGAGAAGCAAUCCACAGUUUCCUUGAAACUGGUGGCUCACUUGUGAUUUUUGUCGCCCCCACCCCCAGAUGCAGAACCCUGAUUCUCUCUCGAUCUUGACCAACCCUCGUGCCAUGCAGGCCCUGCUGCAGAUCCAGCAGGGGCUCCAAACGCUGCAAACGGAGGCCCCGGGACUGGUUUCCAGGUAAUGUAGGAGCUGACUCAGGCCUUGGGGGCACUACUGCAGGGUUCAGCCUCUGAAGAAGGGCAGCAAAGCAGCAGGAGGUUCUUGCUCCUCCCUCUUUCAACUACUGAGGAUCAACAUAGAAGUCCUUCCUGUAGGCUUCCUGGGAACAACACGAUGCAUAAUGUUUGUGUCAACAAUAUAUGUGGCAAGCCUGUUCCUAGAAAUUCUGUGUGUGAUGUAAUACGGUGGGGUAAAGACAAUACUGUUUCUGGCUUUUUGUUACGUUACUUAUUAAGACUUUCUAUACUGCUUUUCAUGUUAACAUCACAAGGCUGUGUAGAAAAGGGGAAAUUGCAUUUAAGCCUAGCUUAUGGAAUGCAAAAGUAACCAGGGUUAAGUCAAAUCUGGCAUUGUAAUAACUCAAUUGCUAUCAGUGUCCAGCAAAAGCCUGAGAGAAUCAAUCGAUUUUUUCUUUUUAAGCAGAGACUGAAAUGCAACCAGUGUUGCAAACUGGAAACAGCAAUUCCUGCUUUUGUAGAUUUCCAAGGUUUCAGUUCUUUUUUUGAGUAGACUCCAGAAAUUAAUAGGCCCAGAUUAGUCACAUCAGUUAACAUUAAUGGGUCAACUCUUGAACACUGGCUACAACCAAGAAUCUGUGGCAGACUUAACCAUAUCUCUCCUGUUCCAGUAGCUGCAGCACUCUCUGUGAUUUUUAUUGUGGCCAACCUCUGCACAAGGCUUGCUUCAGGUCCCUAAAGUCGGCCUCCUUCCCUCAGGGAUUUGCUGCCUUGCGCUAAGUAGCUUCUCCCUGUCUCAUCUUGCAGCCUUGGGACUUUUGGAGCCCCUCGCGUCCCUCCACCCUCUGCCGGAGGAAGCACAAUCCCCGAGACCCCCAUCUCCUCCGCUUCAACACCUGCUAGUGCCUCUCCAGCUGGGGACAGCAACCCCCACCAGCAGCUCAUGCAGCACAUGAUCCAGCUACUGGCCGGUGCAAAUUCUCAAGUAGGUAGUGGUGCAUUUCUGUCCUGAGUCUUCGUCCUUUCUUCCAUUGACCCCUUUUGGUUGGGGUGCAGUGCAGUCUCAGGCAGACAUGACUCUGAUGUUUCAUCGCAGAGCCCAGCACUUUCUAUUCCUGUCUGGCACAGCCUCUCUCAACUCUGCUACUGGGUGUAUAAAAAACAAAGUGCCAUCUCAAGGGCCGUGGUCCCAAGCUGUAUAGGGACUUGUAUGUUAGUACCAGCACCUUGAACUUAGCCUGGUAGCAAAUGGGGCAAAUGGGCAGCCAGGGCAAAGCCUACAAGUGAAGUGUUAUUUGCUGGUGUUAGUUUGUCCGCACAUGCAACCGAGUUGCUGAGUUUACACCAGCUGCAGCCUCUGGAUAAACCCCAAGGGUAGCCCCUCCAUAGAGCAUGUUGCAGUAAUCCAACCAUGAGGUUACCAAUGCAUGGACAACUGGUCAAGCUAUCGCAAUCCAGGAAUGGCCAUACUGUCUUAGUUGCAGGAGAGAGUAUCCCGCAGACUACAGUGAUCUUCUGGGUGUGAAAGGGCUGCUGGAAGCCAUGGGUGCAUGAGGACAGGGGUUGCAGUUGAGGGGUUUGAGUAGGCCGCUUGGUCUGUGCCAUACUAGCUGCCUUGAGCCGUGCUUGCUGUACAGUUCACCUCCUCUCUCCCCCCCCCAUGGCAGGCGCAGAGUCCAGAGGUCCGGUUCCAGCAGCAGCUUGAGCAGCUCAAUGCAAUGGGCUUCAUCAACCGUGAGGCAAACCUUCAGGCGCUCAUUGCCACUGGGGGAGACAUCAACGCUGCCAUCGAGAGACUCUUGGGCUCCCAGCCUUCCUAACAUCGUAGGCCCCUCCAAUCUGCGACAUGAUAUCAAAACACAGACCUCUCGAGGAUUGUCAUUGUCAGGCCCUCCGACAGCUGUCCAUGAAUUUAAAAACUGGAACAACAACUCCCCCCCCCCUUCAGUUCAUUGCAUCCCGUUCUAUGUUUUCCUCUGAAAUGCUUCAAAAACUGCCUUGUGCAUGGAUGAUUCCAGUUCUUGAAAAACGGCCAUUUUGAGACAUGUUUCUCCCCUGCCUCCCUCUCCACCCACACCCUGUUGCCCCCAAAAUGAGGCUCCUACUCUAACUGGUCGAAGUGUAACUUCUAGAUAACCCAAAUAAUUGUGUUGGAUUAGCUCACUUUUAAAAUCAUAUAAAAGCUGUAUUUCUUUUCUCCCCCGCCCACCUGCCUUCCGACCAAAAGUGAAAUAUGAAGGGACUAUCUGCUCACACCAACUCAAAAGACUUUUUCUCAUCAAUAGUGAUGAGAAAGGCACACGAUUUGGAAAUGCCAGUAGGCAGGAAAAAAGGAGUGGUCCUUUUGCACAGUGACUCCAGCGCCUCAAACCUGGAUGGACUUGAGCAUCACGCUGCCUUCCUGCUUUUAUCUUUAGUGGUUAUGGGAUGUCAAGAUGUGGAGUUGGAGUGGGCGGCUGAGAUUACCUGAGAGCAUUUGCCAUUGGAAAGAGGUGCUGAGCUGUCCUGCUCAUAAGGUGUGGUGGCUCUUGGGUUGGAAUAAUGUUUUGUUAUCAGCCUCCCUCCUUUGGAAUGUAAGCUGCCUCCUUGAUGCAUCCAAAAAUAUGACCUGCUAUUUUUCUCCACCCUCCUCUCCCUGGCCACAACUCCCAAUACUUGCCAUUGGUCCUCCAGUCAAAGGUGCUUUGAUGCAGCAGACUUUGGUGGAGUGGUCUGUGUGUUGCAUGCUUUUCGAAAGAACAGGGCAAAGAAGGGAGGUUGGGGAAUCCUUCACAUCUGUGGGAUGCUAUUGAUAGUUCUCCCCCCCCUUUUUAUUCCCUUUCUUCCCACCCCCCACCCCGGUUUUAGUUCAGAGUGUUUAAAAAUCUGAUUGCUAAAGAGGCUCUUGAGGGCAGUGUAAUCUGCAACAGAAAUUACAAGUUUUUAUCCAGGAAUAAAAUGCACAAAGCAUCUGUCUUUUCUCCCCA
Messenger RNA from Podarcis lilfordi (Lilford's wall lizard), 12864 nucleotides. NCBI's taxonomy places the organism in Eukaryota, Metazoa, Chordata, Lepidosauria, Squamata, Lacertidae. The record is from the annotation of a GenBank genome assembly.